CUAAUUUCAGCGCCUAAAUUUUUGCUACGGUGCUGCUGGUGUACUUGUGGAUACGUGAGUACGGAGAGCGGCGAAAACUGUGUUUCUAAUUGCUUUUUCUGGGAGGAUUUUUAACGCAAAAAGUGGAUAUAUUACAUUUUGUGUGAUCACAGAAGUGUAGCACUAGGCAUCCACACACAAUGGCGGACACGUUAGCCAACAAUGUGGACGAGAGAGAAAAGAUCGAUCUGGACGACCCAGAGUUCCAGAAGGAGCUUCAACGCCCAGCACACAUCAAGGCAGACAUGAUGAACAUGGAGAGACAGCGAAGAGUUUCCUUAAUCCUCAACAGUCAGGCCUUCCGAGAGGAACUGGAAAGUAUUAUCGAGUCACAGUUGAAGACGAUGUUCAAGAGCGGGCCUCACCCAGCCAGCCUUAUUGCCCUGCAGCAGAUUGCCGACCUAGUACUCCCGCAGUCAAGAUUCAACCAGUCCUCAACUGGAGGUGGAGGCGGUGGCCGAGGACAAGGAACAUGUUUAAUACCUGUUGCCGACAUCCGCGGUGUGGACUCUGUCAACUACAGCAAAGGGGAGAAGAUACUGCGAUGCAAGCUGGCCUCGCUGUACCGUCUCAUCGACAUACAGGGCUGGACCCAACAUAUCUACAACCAUAUCUCGCUACGCGUCUCCAUGGAAACAGACAAUUUCCUGAUCAACCCUUUCGGCCUGAUGUACCACGAGAUCACAGCCUCCUCCCUGGUGAAAGUGGACAUGCUCGGACAGGUGGUUGACCCCGGCACCACGACCUACAGCCCCAACGUGGCUGGCCUAACACUGCACUCAGCAAUCCAUCACUGCAGACCGGACGCCAAGUGCAUAGUGCAUAUUCACAAUGCUGACGUGGUUGCGGUGUCCUCAAUGAAAUGUGGCCUAUUACCCCUGAGCCAGGAGGCGUUGAUCUGCGGGGAUGUCUCGUACUACGACUACAGCGGCAUCAUCAUCGGCGAGCAGCAGAAGGAUGAGAUCAUCCGUGCCCUCGGACCUAACAACAAAAUACUGUUUCUGCGUAACCAUGGUGUUGCCUGCUGCGGGGAGACUGUGGAAGAGGCCUACUACUGGACAGCUCAGGUCGUCACUGCGUGCACUUCUCAAGUCAAGAGCAUGUCUGUCGGCUUGGACAAUCUCAUCUUGCUGCCUGACAGCGUGAAGGAGGAGACACGUAGAGUCGCCUUGCAAGGAGCUAGCGUGCCGAUCAAUCAGGAGCAUGUGGAGGGGGAGAAGGCGCCAAGAGAGAGGAAAUGGAAGAUCGGAGAGCUGGAGUUUGAAGCCAUGAUGAGACAACUAGACAACAUGGGUCACCGAACAGGCUAUGUGUACCAUCAGCCACUAAUCCGCUCUGACCCCAAGCCACGUAGCGAGGUAGCCCACCCAGCAGCCUCCUCUUCAGUCACUUACUUCUAUGAUGACGACAAAGACGGCAGCAAGUACCAGUCCCCGAUGAAGCUGAUGAAUCGCAAACAGGCUGGAGAGAAGACUAAGUGGCUGAACACGCCCAACACGUACACCAAGGUUGAGACAGAGGAGGAACUGAAGGAAGGAGAUGAAACUCCCAAGAAGAAGACAGUGUGGGUAUCGGACGUCGAGAAGCAGACUUCUGGAGAUGCAAUCCGAGUUGAUUCUCACUCGUUCUCAAAGCUUUCUGAUGAUCCCAAGGAGCUGAAGAAGAGACAGAAAGAUAUCAAGGCAGAUCGGUUCGACGACAAAGUGACAGCAGGCCCCAUCUCUGAAGUGUUGUCUGGCGUACAGUAUGGUGACAGUCGCAAACAACAGCUUGCUAGGGAUGCCCCAUUAUCUAACUCAAAGGAGUGUCUUCACGAGUCACCCAAGGGUGGUGGAGGAGAUCAGAUCACCGCUGCCUCCAAGGGCAUCAUCGAGCGAAGCCAUCAGAAGGACGCUCUGCUGUACACGGCCUACGCACCCAACCCAUUUGAGAACAUGUCAGAGGAGGACAUCUUGCAGUACAAGAAAGAGAUUGCCGAGAAGACGGGCCAAGAUGUGAAAGAAAUCGAGCUGAUUGUGCAAGCACCAGACUCACAGAUGAACGGUCCCGAUGGAAUGGAGGAGUCAUCCACAACUAAGAGAGAGGUUAUCAUAACCAAGGGUGCCGAUGGAUCUGAAAUCAAAACUACCCGAGUUGUAACAACCAAGUUCACAACCAAGGAGACGACACUGAACGGUGACGAGGCAGAGGUAGAGGAAGGUGAGGAGGAUGACGAGAGGGCAGCUUCACCCCAAGACGCAGCGCUGAGGAGCGCCAGCAGCGCAGAGGCGUCGCCGACUAAAGACGCCACCUCUCCCUCUAAGAAGAGCAAGGACAAGCAAAAGAAGAAGUUCAGAACCCCUUCAUUCCUUAAGAAAAAGAAGGAGAAGGCAGACAGUUAAACACCUUGCUCAAGCUCAAAACAAUUCCAGCUUUUGUUGAGGGUCGUUGAACAGCUGCUCAACCUCUGAUGUGGCCUCACUAUCUUGUCAAAAAAGGGUAGAUGGAACUGGUUAGAACCUGUUCCAACUGGUCGUUGACAGUAUGAAAUAGUACAAUUUUAUCCAAAAUGGCUGCGGUCGCACCGGUUUGAAGCAGUUAGUUUACGAUAAUGAUUUUUUUUCCUUCUCUCUCCCUUUUUUUAUACUUGAUUAAAAAAAGUUUUUAAUGCAUUGCUCUCCUCUGCUUCAGUUUUUUAUUUCUCUUGUGACACUUUUUUGGGGUGAAAUUAAGAGGGAUGUGUUUUCAACCCUGGAUAAGUCUGCCGUUUGGGCAAUGCACGCUCACUCGGCAUGUUUGUGAUUUGCUUGGUAACAGAGGAUUCGGGAGGUGGGGAAGUUGGAUGUUUUAAACAGUGCUCAUUCAGUAGUUAAAUCAGUCUAGUUCGCGCUCAAUCAUAAUUAAAUAUGUAAUACUGUUUAACAGUGUAUUCAUGUACACUAAGAUGACGUUGAGAGAGGCAGCUCUCGCCGUUUUUAAAACUAUCGGUGGCGUGAAUGUCAUUAGCGUCCUCUUAAACAAAUUAGUGUUGACGCUGGGGGAUUCUUGAAGCCCGUGUCUUAUGGAAGUUGUGUUGUUAAUAAUAUAUGUGGUCGAUUUUUAAUCGUGGGGUUGAUGUUUCUAACCAUUGGUUUUUUGACAUCUUGUAGUAAAAACCCUUGUAUUCCGGUCACAUUGCCUGUAAAUUUGAUUCCAGAUUAUUGCAAGGAAAAAGACAAGAUGAAAUAGUUGCCAAGUAUACACUCACUCAUACUUUGGACAAAUUGUCGGAAAUAUACAAACCAACCCAAUGGGUUGCUGUUGCUGCAUUAUCUAAAAUUAAAAAAAGGAAAACUGAAAAAUGCAAGAAACCCGUCGCUGGGGGAAAUUGAAAUGCACAACUACGUAAAGAUUUUUUUUUUUUAGAGCACCCCCCCAAAUAUUGUAGAUUUAAACUUAAUAUUAAGUAUUGAUAACUGUUAUAAAUGUGCCAUGUGACAUUCUAAAGAUUGUAAAUGUAAAAUGUCUACUGCUCAUUGAUGAAAAUAUGAAGAUCCUUAAAAAAUGUUUGUCGGUGGUAAUAUGUGUAGAAUUUAAUGUGUACAUUUUAAUUAUUCGCUGUUGCAUAGAUGUGUGUAGUGCAAAAAAUGUGGGACAAUUCUUAAAUGUAAUGAAUAUAAGACUAAGAGGAAAAUCUAGAAAGCUUGCAGCGGCGGAAAAUGACAGAGGUAAGUUUGUUGACCUUGAUUGGAGGAGGGGGUUCUUUCUGUGUUUUUUUUGCGAUUUGUAAAAUAUUACAGGAGUUUUUUUAAUUACCAAACGAGUGGUGCGGCCGUUGGCCGAGUGACAAAUUUUUCAACUUGAAAGUUGGUGCACAGGCUUGUGACUGGCAUGUCAUGAUCAUGUGAUGAGCAUGUGACCAUCGGCGUGGUGUCCAUGCCCACAGCAUGUGAGUCGUCAUGUCAUGGCCAUGUGUUCAGCAUGUGACGGAAAUGAACGGAAGGCGUGGCAUAGUAGAAGGGGAGGAGGAGAAAUUUGUAACCCUUGUCCGUUCCUGGCAUCUAAGAUCAAGAGAAUUAUCUCUGAAGAGAUGGACGUCGCUUGCAAAGAUUGAUUUAAAAAGAAAUUCUGACACUAAUUGAACAAAGCGGGGAAUGGAGGGAUUUGGGGAGUCAAAAUUGUUGGGUAUGAUUCUGAUCUUUUUGCACUCGCAGUGUACUUGAGUGAUGUAGAUAUAAAAAACGUAGUUAAUGAGCUGUGAAGGCCCACAAUAGUCCAGCUUUAUCAAACAGUGAAGUAGAACUACGCCGUCAUACAUUUCUACAUUUAAACAUUUUAUAAAUGCGCCCCCCUAAGUACAACACAUUUUCCUGUAUAUGUGUAACUGUAGUGUAGUAGCACAAGUAUUCUUGUCGAUGGAUCCUGUUCACGUGUAAUUUAUAACUUGAGUGUAAAACUUACGAGUCGGUAUAAACACUGCAUGAAUAGUGAUAUGUAUUGCAAAUAAUAGUACUUGGAAUAUCUGUAGUUGACAAUUGUACAAGAAUCAUAUUAAAUAAAAUAAUUGAAAGAAGAAAAAAAGCGAGAAAAAAAAAUUAAACCUGAUGUAUUUAAUAAAUAAGUAGGGUUUUUGUUUUUCCAUGUUAUUUUUUAUGUUAAAUUUGCAAUUGAAUAUUUUGUAGAAUGAAGCUGCAAAUUUGUGAAUAAAAUAGUACCAUUUCCCAUAUAUGGGGAUGAAGAAACACAGCAACACCACAAUGGGCAAAUGUGACUCCGAAAGUCAAAUAUUCUUUUGCCCAAACAUAUUUCUAGGGCUACUCGUUAAACAGAGUUUGACAUUCCUUAGCACUGUGACUUGGUAAUUAUUCUGUUUAAAUAACAGGCAUAGGUGUCAAUGCGGUGAGCCAUGGGAAACAAAAUGGCUACCCCCAAUGAAUAUCUCAUAUGUCGGCCAAAAUUUCAAAAUGAGUUAAUGACAAAAACUUGAUGUAGAUGCAACAGUAUGGUUUGAAAUGGUUUGACUGCCAUCACAUUUGAACCUUUGAUGUUGUACAGUGUCGGACAACAGUGGGCAACAGCCAUCCAUUACUGCAGAGGCAAAUGGCUCCCUUGGGCAUAUUCCCUGGGCCUUGCCUUGGUGCGCCUUGAAACUUGCAUUGCCCUAUAGCGAUACCCUUAACUGGAACCAAGGAAAAGUGCCUUGCCCCUCAUAAGAACAAAGUACUGGGCCUGUAAACUAAAAUGUCUGUAGUACAAUUUUUAAAAGUGUUCAGAAAAAAAUUAAUACAACAGCCGAAAUGUAAGGCUAUUUCAACUUUUUGCAUCUGAAACCACUGACAAUUAAAGGGUUGGAUAAACAAUAGCAUUUUACAAAUAUAUAACUUGUAAUUCUUGUUUCAAAUUGUUUAUGGAACAUUUGGACGACGCUUCUUUUCUUUUUUAUCUACUGGAAUAUUUUGAUCCAACUGAUGUGGUAUAGUAAUCAGCAGUUAUCGUUAAGAAUUUUUGCUAAGCAUGUAUCAUACUAUGACUAAGCGCAGCUUGCUUUUUUUGUUGUUAACAUCAACAGUGUCUCUAGUUUCCCCCAGUUUUUUAUUUUGUUUUCCCUUCUUUAUUUUUCAGGUAAAUUACAUUUUGAAAGUACUAUUUGUCUAAGACAAUACUGUAACAAAAUGGUUAAACAAGAUAAUACAUUAAUUUUAGGUCAGGCCAGUUACUGGUUUGAAAUAUAGUGCAGUACUUUGUAUUAAAAUAUUUAGUUUAUAAUAUCAAUUUUUCUUUUGUUUAUUUGUUUUGUCGGAAAAGAAAAUGAAUUAAAUUAACGUGCCAUUGCCUUGCUUGCAUAUGGAUGUAAAAUUGUAGUCGAAAACCAGUAAGAGAACGACAUUGAUGAACAGGCCCAUCGUACGCUCAAUUUGUUGUGCAAAUAUACAUAGGUCUGAAAACUCUAUGAUUUUUUGUUAGUGAUGCCAUGACACGUUGAUUGAAAAUGUAGAUGUUAAAUACAUGAAUCCUUGGCUAACGUUGCAAAGAUGCUAAGCAGACAAAUGUGCUUACCAUAGAAAACAGUUGCUUAGCAUAAACAGGUCACCAGCCAGAAUGGCAUGGUUUGAUGUGUACUUUUCACUGGUUCCCAUGCCAAAUGGUGUCUAGCAUUAUUUUCUGCUUAACGUCUUUGCAAAUCCUUGCCCUGCUUCGAUUGGACAAAGUUGGUUUCAGUAUGUUUUUGUGUCUGGGGUAAAUUUAUUAUUGGAUCACAAAAUACACUCGGAUCAAGGGGAACAAAAACUCAAGAGUAAUCAUGUCUCUAAUGAAUUGGGAUUAUAUGUUUUUGAUUUGUAGAAACUUCUUAACUUUAAAAUAAUGCCUGUAGGUUGAUGCUAUGUUUAAACACUUAUGGUAUGUUCAGUAAAGAGAUUUCCGUAAAAAUAUUGAAGGGAAACUGCAAAGAUUUGUUUGGUAGAAUAACUCAAUAUUUUUACCUUGCUACAUUUACAGGAAGGUCAGCCUUUGACCUUUCACCUUUGCAUUUUUAUCAUGCUUACAUUCAGUCAUAGAGUAUCUGUCGAAUCUCUGCAGUUUCCCGUUUCAUUUUAAGACAUUUUAAACAUUAAAGUAACUUCUCGAAUCCAUUAAAUGUGUUGCAUAUCAAAAUCUUGAGCAAAUAUUGACAUUUUUGGGGGGACUGUAAAUGAAAUUGAGUGAUGUGAAGUUUGUCCUUUUUAAAACUUUUUCGGGGCUUAUUUAGAUGUAUGUCGCCAUGUCACUGCUUUAGUCUUGUUAGAUGUACUGUUAGUAGAUCCCGAUAGAACUUUGAGGGCGCUUUUCCCACGAUACAGAUGUUGGAACCCAACAUGUAGAUGAUGUCAGAACACAUGACUUUCAUGUUCAUUUUCGAUGAUGAAUAUUACAGUAAAGCACCCUCAACGACUGUAUAAGGUUUAGUCCGUCUGACGAGAGUUAAGCGUAAAGACCGUUUUGUCACACAUUGUUGUCCGCCGGACAGUGAACUCAUUUGAUUUAUUAUUAGUGUCAGGAACCUUGGAUAUAGACCUUUAUUAUGCUGCCACCAUCUAGUCAUGUGUCUUGUGUCAAAUAACAGUAAUGAAUUCUAAUAGUCAUUUUACAAAAAGGAACCAGACUAUUUCUCCUUCCAGCCUCGAUUUGGUUGCAUAAUACAUGUAUGUGAAUGAGAGAAAAAUCAAGAUGGCCGCACAGUGAUAAAGGUUUAUUAUACUAAGAAGAUUAACGGAAACAGAUUGUAAAAGGUUGUGUGCAAAAUACUCGUCCUACACUACUUAAAGAUGAAGUACAUUAUUUGUUAUUAAAAGGAAGUUUCAAUCUGAAAGCUCCCCGACUGCAAUGUUCAUACCAGUACCAAUACUCCAGAAAAAGUAUUUCGGUCUGUAACUUCUGUUUAAAUCACUUUUUUUGCCGAUUUCAGUUGCGACACAU
This is a messenger RNA of Asterias rubens (European starfish), 7452 nucleotides long. Its product is annotated as alpha-adducin-like. Gene Ontology annotation, cellular component: plasma membrane; cytoskeleton; postsynaptic density. Gene Ontology annotation, molecular function: actin filament binding. The coding region runs from base 180 to 2420 and encodes 746 amino acids. The record is from RefSeq and is a predicted model, not a curated record. Gene Ontology annotation, biological process: barbed-end actin filament capping. Lineage: Eukaryota; Metazoa; Echinodermata; Asteroidea; Forcipulatida; Asteriidae. The transcript has 15 exons.